AUGCCACGUGUUAGUUCCUUGGUUGCUUUAUGUAUUGCGUUUGUUUUGAUGAUAAGCUCGGUUGCGACUUGGGUUGAUGCUUUGUCGGUAAAGAUUGAUCCUUUGAGUGAACAAUGUUUUUGGGAGGAGGUUAAGAAGCCUAAUGCAAAAGUACUUUUGCAAUUCCAAGUGUCAAGCGGAGGCUACUUGGAUAUUGAUUUAUCCAUUGCAUCACCAAAUGGAGUUUUAGUUCAUGAGAGUAAAGGAGAGACAGAAGGAAAAUAUACAUUCACAGCUGUGGAAGUUGGAAGAUACAAGUUCUGUUUUUCUAAUCGUAUGUCAAAAUUGACAUCAAAGACAGUCACUUUUGAAAUUCAUGUUGGAGAUCUUUUUGACCCAAACCUUACUAAGCUUGAUGAAAAGGAUCCAAUUGUGAAAUCAGUUUUAAGACUUACAGAGGGUCUAUCGGAAAUUCAACAAGAGCAAAAAUUCUACCGUACGAGAGAAGAAAGUCACAGAGAUUUGGCUGAAACUACUAACACAAAGGUUAUGUUUUGGGGUGUUGCUGAAAUGAUUGGUAUCGUGGUGAUGGCUGUUGGACAAGUUUUUGUUUUGCGUCAAUUCUUCAAGACAACGAGAUCAGUGUAA
Naegleria lovaniensis is the source of this 627-nucleotide messenger RNA. RefSeq lists its product as uncharacterized. The transcript is spliced from 2 exons. Gene Ontology annotation, biological process: intracellular protein transport; endoplasmic reticulum to Golgi vesicle-mediated transport; Golgi organization. Bases 1 to 627 code for a protein of 208 amino acids. The record is from RefSeq and is a predicted model, not a curated record. Gene Ontology annotation, cellular component: endoplasmic reticulum; Golgi apparatus; endoplasmic reticulum-Golgi intermediate compartment. Lineage: Eukaryota; Heterolobosea; Eutetramitea; Acrasida; Naegleriidae.